AUGUCUUCUGCAUCCGUUGUCCCGGUUCUGGACUUCUCCCUGGUCCAUACACCUAAGGGUAGACAGGCCUUCUUGGACUCCAUGCUGGCAGCCUUACGUGAUGUAGGGCUCUUCUACUUAAAAAAUCACCCCGUGCAAGCUUCAUUGUUUGAAGAAGCUCGACAAGAAUGUGACGCAUUCUUCAGUCUUCCCGAUGUGGACAAGGCCGAAAUCGACAUUGCGAAUGUCCCCAGCUUCCUCGGCUAUACCAAGCUCGGAUCAGAGGUAACUGCCAACCGUACCGACUGGCGGGAGCAUCUUACCAUCUCAACACCACACCCUGCCCCGACGGGCGGGCCAGCCUAUCUGAACCUUCUCGCACCCAACCAGUGGCCUUCACCGGACAGGCUUCCACAUUUCCGCACCGUAUACGAACAAUGGAUAGAGCAAGUAUCGGACGUCUCCAACACAAUGCGCAACCUGGUGAGCGAAGCCAUGGGAAUCGACCCAGAACUGGUGAGCCGGUUCUUCCAGAACCAGCAGCACCGUCUUCGUCUCAUGAAAUAUCCGGAAAUCCCAACCUCGCAAGCAACAGACAAAGAGCAAGUGGGGGCUCCCUGGCACCGGGUUGUGACUCCCCCUCCUGGCCUGGGCCCCCGUUAUAGCAUUGCGGUGGGCACGGGUAUUGGCAUGGAUACCGCUGUGGCGGCCAAGGAGACCCAGGAAGCGCUGAACACACUGCGCGACGAUAUCUUGCAGCGUUUCCCCGAUGCACGCGAUGAGUUCCGGACGUUCCUCGCUGGCACAAGGGAUGGUGAGAGCGUCGGGACCCAGUAUCUGGCUCAGUACCUUGCUAGCCACCCCGAUAUUGCCACCAGAUGG
Aspergillus nomiae NRRL 13137 is the source of this 861-nucleotide messenger RNA. RefSeq lists its product as uncharacterized. The transcript has 3 exons. NCBI's taxonomy places the organism in Eukaryota, Fungi, Ascomycota, Eurotiomycetes, Eurotiales, Aspergillaceae. Gene Ontology annotation, molecular function: dioxygenase activity. The record is from RefSeq and is a predicted model, not a curated record. The annotation marks the transcript as partial.